Molecule: messenger RNA, 681 nt
Organism: Closterium sp. NIES-67
Lineage: Eukaryota; Viridiplantae; Streptophyta; Zygnematophyceae; Desmidiales; Closteriaceae
Source: the annotation of a GenBank genome assembly
AAGAAGGCAAUCACUUCCAAGAUGAUCUACAGGCACAAGUAUGGACCUGAAGGGGAGCUGACCCGCUACAAGUCUAGGCUUGUGGCACGGGGGUUUCAGCAGACAAAAGGGAAGGACUAUGAUGAGGUGUUUGCUCCUGUGGGGAAAGGAACAACACUGAGGGUGCUGUUAGCGAUAGCUGCACUCCUGGGAUGGAAGAUACGGCAGAUGGACAUUGUGACUGCUUUUCUGAAUGGGAUCAUUCUGGAGGAGGUCGCAGAGCAGAUGCUGGAGAUGCAGUUCAAGUGCUCCAAGAUGGGUGAGGUGAAGUACUACUUGGGGAUGCAUGUGGAGAGAGAUGUGGAAAAGGGUGUGCUGAGGUUGCACCAGAGGAAGUACUGUGAGGGGCUGGCUGAGAAGUCAAAGUUGAGGUUCCUAUAGGGAGGGAAUCUUUGUGCUUAUGGGGUUUCCUUGGUUGGGGACUCUCUUGGGACCUUCCCUCUCGUCCCUCUCUUCUAUCCCAACCUUUCUCUUGCUCCUCAAAUUCCUUGUGAGAUUCUUGAACUUUAAUUGAACCUUUGAGAUUGAGUUAAGUUCUCCUCCUACAGCUUACCCCCUAGUGCGUCGAAAGCCAUAGCGUCGCGAAUACUUUAUCAAUCAACAUGAUUCAAAUUGGGAACGGUAGCUGAGAUUAAGAGCUAC